Molecule: messenger RNA, 9292 nt
Organism: Astyanax mexicanus (Mexican tetra)
Lineage: Eukaryota; Metazoa; Chordata; Actinopteri; Characiformes; Acestrorhamphidae
Gene: dennd4c
Product: DENN/MADD domain containing 4C
Exons: 34
Coding region: 773-6628 (1951 amino acids)
Biological process (GO): regulation of Rab protein signal transduction
Cellular component (GO): cytoplasmic vesicle; ESCRT I complex
Molecular function (GO): protein binding
Source: RefSeq, a predicted model, not a curated record
GUAUACAACUCCGAGACCUAUUGUAUUUUACCCUUUUAAAGUUUGCUCAGUGCUCAGAGAAAAUGUUUUCGUUGUAAGGUUAACUAAUGUAGCUAACUAGAUAACUAGUUAAUAAACGGUACAUACACAACCUCGUUCAAAGUUUCUUCUGUGUUAGGAGAAAACGUUCCCACAACCAACUUUCUAAGAACGUAAUUUCGUUAGCUCGCAUGUCUCUUGAGUGCCUGUAACCACCUCAAAGUAUCUAUAAGUUAACCUCGGGUUGUGUGCAGAGCUGGAAAGUGAGGGGAAACACAGAAGCUAGUGAGUGAUGUGCUUUGUCAUGCUGUGGAGAGCACCGUGCGCAGGCAGCAGCGCUCCUUUAAGGGGAAAAGGAAGGAAAACGAAACAGACACCUGUUAGCUAUAGUCGCAUUACUGAGACGUAUCCCUCCUCCCAAGACAGGGGGCACAAGUAACCUGUGUAAGCGGGGAAAGUAGAGCAGAGCGAGUCAUUCUUCUGGGCGGCUCCAUUCCGCCUCCAGCAGUCCGCCCGAGAAAGCCAAGAGCUCACCAAAGUAACAAAACACAAACAUGGCGCCCAUUCGCGACGCCACGCAUCGGUGAGAGCGGAGACAGCAAAGUAGGGGGAAAGUUACCGGGGACGAGCAGUCCAGCCUCAGUUCGGACAACCUGUGGACGUUUUGGUGCGUGAGGGAGACGGUGGGAGCUGGAAGUUGUCUACAUGUCAGCGGUCUUUCUUCUAGACGUCUGAACAGCUGGCACGUCCAGUCAUGAUUGAAGACAAGGGUCAUCGCGUGACGGACUACUUCGUGGUGGCCGGACUGACAGACAAGUCCACACCGCUAGAGCAGGAUCUUUCUGAGACAAAGUCUAGUGGUCCCAAAGCCCCAAUCACUGAUCUGGCAGUAAUCAACAAGUCUGCGGGUGAGACUGUGCCUGAAGGCUUUACAUGCAUUGAGGUCACCACCACAGGCCAGCCAGCCAACCUCAACCAUGGAAGCCUUAAGAGUCCAGAACUUUUCCUGUGUUACAAGAGGGGCUAUGGGAAGCCUCCUUUAAGCGACAUUGGGGUGCUGUAUGAAGGUAAGGACCGUCUGAUGCAGGGUUGUGAAGUGAUCCAGGCUACACCAUAUGGGCGCUGCGCUAACGUUAACAACAGUUCGGCCACAUCUCAGCGCAUCUUCGUCACCUUCCGUCGCUCGCCGCCUGUCCAGCCACAGAACUCCCUUGCAGUCACGGACAUAUGCGUCAUAAUCACAAGCAAAGGAGAGACUCCUCCACACACUUUUCUUAAGGUUGAGAAGAACCUGAACUGUGGCAUGUGGGGGUCCAGUGUGUUCUUGUGUUACAAGAAGUCUGUGUCUGCCUCCAACUCUAUCGCCUAUAAAGCAGGUUUGAUCUUCCGCUACCCAGAGGAAGAUUAUGAGUCCUUUCCUCUCUCAGACUCGGUGCCUCUCUUCUGCCUUCCUAUGGGAGCCAAGAUUGAGUCCUGGGCACCAAAUACACGUUACCCCUUACCCGUCUUCUCCACUUUCGUCCUAACCAGCUCCUCUGGGGAAAAGGUCUACGGUGCAGCCAUCCAGUUCUAUGAGCUCUACCCAACAGAAAAUCUGAGUGAGAAGCAGAAGAUCCAGCUGGGACUCCUCACCGCUGUAGACAAGAAACCCAUUCCUGGCCGUACAGUCAACACCAAUAAGUGCAUCUGUCUGCUUUCACGGUGGCCCUUCUUCAAGGCCUUUAAAGAAUUCCUCAUGUUCCUCUACAGGCUCUCAGCUGAUAGUGUCAACCCUCUGCCCAUUGAGAAACACAUCUCCCACUUUAUGCAUAAUGUGCCCUUCCCCUCACCACAGAGGCCUCGAAUAAUGGUCCAGACUUGGGCACAUGAAAACAUUAUGUUGUCCCAGCCUGUAUGCACACCUUUACCACUAAGCGGGGCAGACUACAGCACUCUGCUGAAGAACCUGGGCCCAGAGAACUGUGCUACACUGUUGCAUUUCAUCCUGCUGGAGAAUAAGAUUCUGCUUCACUCUUUAAGACCAGAUGUUCUGACCGGGAUAGCUGAAGCUGUGGUAGCGAUGAUCUUUCCUUUCCAGUGGCAGUGCCCCUACAUCCCUUUGUGUCCUCUCUCCCUGGCUGGGGUUCUGAAUGCCCCCUGUCCUUUUAUUGUGGGCGUGGACUCCAGAUACUUUGACCUCCAUGAACCUCCACCAGAUGUGGUUUGUGUGGAUCUGGACACCAACACUAUCUACCUGUCUGAUGAAAAGAAGUAUAGCAACUGGAAGAAUCUCCCCAAGAAGCCUUGCAAGAGUCUUAUUAACUCACUGGUCAACCUCCACCACCAGCUCACCAUUGUGAGGCGGAAUGCUUCAGAAAACUCUGCAGUAGAGAUGACUCCAAUUGAGGCGGACUUCACUUGGGUAAAUAAGAUGGCCGGGCUGGAGAUGGAGGUCCAAGAGGCCUUUCUCCGCUUCAUGGCCUCCAUACUAAAGGGCUACCGCAGCUACCUCAAGCCCAUCACCCAGGCGCCCUCGGAGAAGGCCACAGCCGCAGACUCUCUCUACGAUUUGCAGGGGUUCUUGAAGAGUAGAGAUCGUGCACACCAGAAAUUCUACUCCCAGCUCACCAAGACCCAGAUAUUUAUUCGCUUUAUCGAAGAAUGCACCUUCGUCAGUGACAAAGACACAGGACUGGCCUUUUUUGACUAUUGCAUUGAAAAGCUUUUCCCGUCUGAUAAAGGAACAGACAAGGGCACAAAGGUUGAAGGAGAGUGGUCAGAGGAUGCAAAGCUGCUGGAGCUGGAUGAGUCUCAAAAGAGUGAGCACACUGUCUUCAUCAUGCCUCCAGAACCACCUCCUGAUGACGGCUCACAGCCUCCUGCUACAUACAGCUACAAGAGCUUCCCCCGGUUGCGGUUGGAGUUGUUUGAUCGGCCACAGGAGCUGAAGCCAGCACUCAGCAACAGAGCAGCAGGGGCCAGUCUGUCCAGCAGCCCUGCACUCCUGGCAAAAAGAACCAAGCAGGAAGUGAAGCUGGCCUACAAGAUGGCAAAGCGCUGCUACUCAAACCCUCCCCAGUGGGCUAAGUGUCUGUACAGCCACUGCUACAGCCUGUGGUUCAUUUGUCUGCCUGCAGGCCUGCGUAUAUCCCAUUCUAAACCUAGGGCCAUGCAGCAGGCCCUCAAUGUCCUAGUAAAGAUGAGGAGCACUGAGGUGGAGGUGCUGGAUGAGGUGUGUUAUCGUGUGGUGAUGCAGUUGUGUGGGCUGUGGGGGAUGCCUGUCUUGGCUGUGCGUGUCUUAAUGGAGAUGAAGAAGGCUGGAGUCGAGGGCAAUGCCAUUACUUACGGAUACUACAACAAGGCUGUCCUGGAGAGCCCUUGGCCUAGCAGAAACCGCAGUGGCCGCUUCAUGUGGACCAAAGUGCGGAACGUGGUGCGAGGUGUGGCCCAGUUCAAACAGGGUCUGCAAAGCUCAGCUCGCUCUAAAAGAGCUCCUCCAAUUACCACAGAGGAUGCUUCUUUUCCAGUAGUGUCUCUGGACGCAAUAGCAGAUGGUGAAGGAGACCGACUCAGCCACUGUAGUGCCGAUAGCGCCAGUUUGGCUAAUGGAGAAGAACAUGCACUAUUCCCACGUCGACUUAUCGUUGAAGACACCAAUGGGAGUCACUGUAGCACAGGAGGGCAGUCUGACCAGGGAUAUGGCUCCAAGGAUGAGCUACAUCAGGACACUGUAGAUGCUUCCAAAUCUACAGUUUUUCCACUUUCCACUGGGGACCAUGUCAGCAAGAGCAAAACAGUCAUGAGUCAAGAAAAUGGUAAGGACAUUGCUGGUUCUGUUGACAGUGCAGUGGCUGUUUCUGAACCACCCAGUCCUGCUGAGCCCACAUCUCCUUCACCCAGCAUAGUCAAACUCUCUACUGGGAGCUUUGACCUCUCUACAGGGAGAAGAGACUCAGGUGGUGGUUCAACAGGUGGUGGAAAACUCUUCACCCCUCGCAGUAUGAGUGAGGACAUCUCCCUGCCCGAAGAUGACGGCCCUGCAAAUGCAGACACAACCCAGCCUAGUCAACAGCAGCGAGUCAAAGCUUUUGCUGAGCGCAGCUGUAGCUUCAGUGCAGAGAGCAGAGCUGGAAUGCUCCUGAAGAAGAACAGUCUGGAGCUGAGUGUGGACCACAUGGGCGCCGAUGCUAAAAUAUUAGCCGCUGCUUUUUCCGGAGGCAAAACUCCUCCACCCACUACAGUCUCAGGCUCAGUCUUUAAAGAGCUGGAGAUGGGGCCAAGUGCACCGUCAGCUCUCAAGGAGGAAGAUAAUGAAGAAGGCGGUGAGAAAAAGGAACUAAUUGAUUUAAGUGAUGAACCUACGGACAAAGGGAAGAAGCCGACAGAGGUGAUCACACCUUCAGAUGAAGGAGCAGGGAAAGGUUUAAGUGUAUCCUCCUCUUCUAAAGGGGUGGAGAGAGAGGAUGUAGAAAUAGGGGCAGACCCCUUGUCCCUACUGGCCUCAGAAAAUGAGGAGGCAGCCUCCAUCCAGAGCCAAGAGUCUGCUCGCCUCGUCCCGACAGUGGUCUCACGAAAGCUCGCCGACGAGAUUGAGAUGUACAUGAACCUCAAGAGCCCAUUAGGGGCCAAGGCCUCCAGCAUGGAGCUUCAUCAGGGGCCACAGCGUGACGCAGACCUGCGGAAGUCUGACCUUGUGGACUCUCCAGCUGGCAAGCAGUCUCUGGAGCGACGAUCCAGCCUCCCUGCUGGACCAGUGAAAGCCCCCGAUUCACUGGAAACCCCCAAACGCAGCCCUGCGGUCACAAGAUCCAAGACCUUUGCCAUCAAGUCCCCAAAGACACCUGGCUCUGCAGGUCAAAGGUCAUCCUCGUUGACUGCACUAGUCAGGUCUUCUCAGAGUGGGUCAUUGGGGUCUGUUAUCACCUCCAUCUCUGGCAUCAAGAUGGACACCUUGCUUUCAGGACCUAAAGUGGACAUGCUAAAGCAUGGCAUGAAGCAGGCAGCCACCGUGGCUGGAAAAGUCUGGAAUGCCGUGGCCUCAGCCUACAACUACUCUGAUGAUGAGGAUGACCAGAACCAGCCUAGGGACAGCUUUCCUGCUCAUCUGGAGGAGCAGCUGCUCGGUGAUGAUGAAGCGGAUAGGCCCAUGCCUAGAGGCCUGAUGACCAGCCUUGCCGCCAACGGCCUCACUCACAGUAACACCAGCCUGGGUAGCAGUGGCAGCAGUGAUAAUGGCCGGGGACUACAUGGGCAACAUUUGACUUCCGGCAGGUUCAUGAGAGGUGCUGACUCUGAAAGGUCUGAGCAGAGCUCAUCUCAUCAUGCAAGCAGUUCAAGCAUUUACUGUGCUUUAGAGGUGUUAAUGUCCAGCUGUUCUCAGUGUCGCUCCUGUGAGGCUCUGGUGUAUGAUGAGGAGAUCAUGGCAGGCUGGACAGCAGAUGAUUCCAACCUGAACACCACUUGUCCGUUCUGCCAGACCUCCUUCUUGCCCCUGCUUCAUGUGGAAUUUAAUGAUCUGCGCACUACACCUGGGUUUUACCUGAAGAUUAGCACUUCAGGAGACAGUCUCCACAGUAGUAGCACCCAGCCUACAGCCUCCACAUCAUCAGAGGUCAAGGUGGGCAGUCCCAGUGAUCCACCUGAUCUCAUCAGCUUCUCUGAUUCCCCUGACAGCAAAGGGCAGCAUGAGGAGACACUGACCAAUCAGGGUGGAGCACAGAAAGCUCUCGUGCCUGAGCCAGUGAUUUCAGACCCCCUGGGACUCUUGGAGAGACAGGCAGAGAAGCGUGGCACAUCUCUGACCCGCAGCAACAGUGUGGGUGGGCCUCUACAGAGCUUGGAUUCAACCCAGCGGCCCAAUCAUGGAAUCUCCACCACCAGCCUGCCUAAUAGCCUGCAGGAGGUAGUGGACACACUGGGUCAGAAGCGACCCAAUCCAAAACCAGUCUCUGUGCCUUACCUCAGCCCUCUAGUGUUACGAAAGGAGCUAGAGACCUUACUGGAGAAUGAGGGAGAUCAGGUAAUCUACACUCAAAAGUUCCUCAGCCAGCACCCUAUCAUAUUCUGGAACCUAGUGUGGUAUUUCCGCCGAUUGGACCUUCCCAGUAUUCUACCUGGACUCAUACUGACCUCUGAACACUGCAACAAUGGUGUACAGCUUCCGCAGACAUCCUUGCCUCAAGACAGUAAGCUGGUUUAUGUGCAGCUGCUGUGGGACAAUGUCAACCUGCACCAGGAGCCCACAGAGCCGCUCUACCAGCGCUGGAGGACCUUCUUACAAAUGAAGGGGUCUUUGGCUCCCACUGACCACCAGGAAAUACGGACACUACUGAACAGCAUUGUUAGGAGCAUCCAGACGAAUGAUGUCUAUGGUCCUAUCAACUUGCUACUUAGGGAAAUCAAGAGGCACCCAGAGCUCAAGCGGCAACGGAGUAUUUACAGGGAGAUCUUAUUCCUUUCACUUGUGGCCUUGGGGAGAGAGAACAUUGAUGUCGAGGCCUUUGAUCGGGAGUAUCGAGUAGCCUUUGACGAGCUGAGCCCUGAGCAACUCAAAGCUCUCUCAUCCAUCGACAGGCCACCUUCCAACAACGUGCAGUGGUGCGUCAAGUGCUUUGGAGCUCCAUUUAUCUGAUCCAAUCUGGUCCAUAUCAGAUUAAUGCUCAGCCAUUUGGAGAUUUGUGAGUAGAGUGAGUCACCCCACGCUGAGAUGAAUAAACUCCUGUCAGUUUUUUUGUUUUCACCGUCACCCAAAGAUGGUACUUUUAUCGUCCUCCAGAAACAUAUUUUGAAUUGGUUGAGCACCUGCGCUUGCAGCCUUUAGCAACACCAGAUAUGUAGCAGGUAGAAAUUUACUGGCGGGAGUCUUCGAAUGUCUUCAAAUGAUGAAAGAUUGAUGUGUGUAUGUCCAUGGACCUGUGGAACUGAAGUAAAGACUUGUAGAGGGUGGGAAACAUCUCAUUCCCAAGUCCCUCUAAACACUGCCUUGCAUCCUCACUUUCCAUCCAACCUUACCCGUGGAAGGAGUCCGGUGGAAAGUCCAGUGGAGAUGUGUCCUCUUGAGAUAUCAAUGGCAAUGGUCUUAUACGAUGUGCACUUUCAAAAAUGAUUGCUUUAUCUGUCUCAUUCUUGUUUGUAUAUAUUUUUCUAUGGUGGGAUAUCUGAACUAGGUUGCCUUUUUCAGUGUGAGGGAUCUUUACCUAGCUUUCAAUGUAGUCUGUCCUAACUGUCAACCAUAAACUGUGUUAUCAGUGUGGGUCUUGAGGGGCACAGCAGAAUGAUAAUGGAAGUAAGCAUGUUUGUGAAUGGAUGUGUGAAUGAAUGAUUAAGUGACUAAGUGAGAGAGUGGAUGCAUGUGUACCUUGGGAAGACAUACUGUGGCAGCAGACAAUCCAAUUAUUCCAGGAAGCUAAAAGCUAAAAUAAACUCAUAUGUCUGAAACAUGGUAGAAAAGUGGUGAGAUCAGGUUCUGUAAUAGACAGUAAAGCGUCCUUACUGGAAGUUACAUUUUUUUAACACCUUUGGACCUUUCAUAGAAAUAGAAAUAUUCUGCAGUUGUGGGGGAAAAAAACGAGAAAUAAUUACAUUGGGAGUUGGCAGUUUAACUACUGAAAUGAAAGAAUUCUCAUUCAGACAUUUUUGUCUUGAAUAAAGUCAUGAUAUUUUUGAACAAUGCUCAUGAUCCCUUUAUGUGUACAUAAAUGUUUUUUUUCUUUCUCAGAGAAGUAAAAAACAUGCAGUCAAAGCUUGGAGAAAAUGUACAGUGUCUCUCAAAUAUCUAUCAAUAUUUUAACGGUGUUUUUAAUCACCAUCAUGCUAUUGCUGCAUAAAAAUUCAUACUCGAGUCUUAAAGUCCAUUUUGCUCUCACUCUGGUUUAUGUGGCUUUGAGAGACGGACGCUGUUGGUAAUCGUCUGUAAAAAGAUGAUCAUUUAAGAAAUCUCAGUAGUUCUUGUGCCUUGUUACUUAGUCAAGGUAGGUUUUACUACUAAUAAAUUAACAUGAUAGAGUGCAAUCAGUCUGCCUUAAUUUAUUUAUCUUUAUCUUUAUAUAUCUUUUUCAUAUCUUUUAUCGCUUAGUCAUUUGACAGCUGAUGUGAAUACAGAAUAUAUUAUGUUCUUGUCUUUGUAAAAUAAUCCAGAUAUUUUUGGAGUGAGUAUGAAAUGAGUAUGUGGAAUUAUGACUGGUUGAGGAAUCCAAUUGUGGAAUGAGACAUGUAUAAAUGGACUGUGAGGACUGUUUGUAACUCAAUGACCACUGUUUCUCACUUCAAGUAUCUGUACAUCUUUUUUUUCUUUCUCAAAUGUAUGAAUGCAGAAAAUCACAUCCAUAUGUUCUUUGCUUGUUAUGAUUUCCCAGUGAACCCAUUAUGAGGAGGAUUUUAGUUAAUUUUAUGGUAGUGUUCAAAUGAAAGAGUGAGAAACAAAGCUUAAACUGAAGACUUGCUUACUUACUUACUUAAAGAAUGUAAGAACUGACUUUGUACUGGGAAGAAAAGCUGUAAUUGUGAACUGUGCGUGUGUCUGAAUUGAAUGUCCUUUUGAAAAAGAACGCAAUAGUGAAGAUGUAGAUUGUUUACACAUUUGCAGUAUAUCAUUGUAAUCUAUUUGGUCUGAAAAUAAUCCCAGUAUUAGGGUGAAAUAAUGAAUGUGAUUAAUUCCCAUUGACCACUCACUUUACACAGUAAAAUCCAAUAUUGUAACCUUUCUUCUCCUAGUGAAUUUGAGUAAAUGAAAUUGGAGGAGAUUGAGCCAGGAUUCGGCUAAUACAGAUUUGAGAAUGUAGUUCAAAUCUGAAUCCAUAAAAUUCAGUCAAUCUGUCAGAAAUGCAUAAAAUAACAUUCCAAGCUUAAAAUCGUUAAAAUGUCAGUGUAUCACGAUAAUUAUGGUGUGCUGAAGAUGGCAUUACCAGCCUAUUUAAAUAACAAACUUUGUUUUGACAAAUUGUGCUUUACACAGUGGACAGAAUUGCUUCAUUUACUGCAGUUUUUGUUUUAACUUCAAGGUGAUCCUACUUGUUUAACUUUGUACAGUGUUUAGUUUUUUCCAGGCACUGCAAAACUGAUACUCUCCGGUUUAAAGCUUCAAAUCUUGCAAUUGAUGAGACAUUCAUGUUAAUGGAUGAAUAAGUGUCAGUCCUGUGUCCAAGAGAAAUGGCAGAAGGCAUUUUAAGCCAUGACACAAGGACCUUCAGGACUAGGGUCUGAUUCAGUAAGCUUGUUCAUUUACCCUCUACCAUCCUGUGGAAUGAGUGUGAGUUUGUACAUUCUGUUGUCCUGAAAUAAACAUGCUUUGUCCUGA